Photinus pyralis (common eastern firefly) is the source of this 867-nucleotide messenger RNA. RefSeq lists its product as uncharacterized. The transcript has 4 exons. The record is from RefSeq and is a predicted model, not a curated record. Lineage: Eukaryota; Metazoa; Arthropoda; Insecta; Coleoptera; Lampyridae. Bases 105 to 665 code for a protein of 186 amino acids.
AAUUGAUAAAAUUGUUUGACCUACAGAUCCGGUCAUAGUACGUAUAAAGAUAGCAGCAAACGGAGUAAUAAUAACAGUAGGAAUAACUGUUUAUAACGUGCAAAAUGUGUAUCCGUUGGAUUGCCCUUAUAGUUCUAUUAGUAGCAAAUGUACAGAUCAUCUCACCAUUGCCCUCAUCGUCAGGAAGGGAAGUAGCAAUUAGAAAGACUGCCACCUCCAUUUGGGAUAUACUACAGCCGCAUUUUGCAAACUUCAUAAAUACGGUGUUUGCAGACGAACACAUUUUCAAAAACUUUGAUCAGUAUUUGAAAGGCGUGUUUGAUAUUCCCGAGACAACAAGCAACCAAAUUGAGUCAGCAUCAAAUGAAACGGUCGUUUUUGAAAAACGUCCAGGCUCAAGAUGGGGUAGUCAAUUAAAUUUCGCUUCAAACGGUCUUACUGGUUUUCUUGAGGGGGCUUCGAAGCAAUUGGUACAGGCGGUUAUACAAAAUAAAGAUACAUCGAUUAUGAUACCCUCAAGUCAAAUUGGCCUAGCAAAUAUCAUUACCAGCUUUAAGUCAUUUAUUGAUUACGAGUCCACUGAUCAUGAUGAGGAACCCAAAAAAAAGAAGAAAAAGAAGAAGAAGAAGAAGAACAAGACCCAAGAAGUCAUCGCCCCGAAUUAAUGAAAAUUGAGUUAACACGAGCUUGAUUUAUUGACUUCUAAUUUUUGUCAAAUAUUUAUAAUUCGUCUUUAGGUAUAUCCAGGAAUAUACUUGCUUAAUUUGUUAUUGAAAAAAUAAACGUUAUUUUUUAUGACGGCAUAAGAAAAAUUGUGGCAAGUUAUGUUCGUGUACAUAAAAUAAUACUACUGUAACGUAAAUUUAA